AUGGAUUAUUGGAAAUUAAUUGUUCUAAUUAUAUCAGCCAUCUACGUGAAAGUGACCGUAGGACUACAGCGGUUCGCCGAGCAGCCAAAAUACACGGAGGUGAACCCGGGCCAGGAUGCGCUGCUGGUGUGCAAAGUAAUUGACAAGCGCGGUGUCUGCUCCUGGCAGAAGGACAACAAACCGGUCGGUAUCUACCCGAAGAAGUACGAGUGGGCCAGCCAGUACGGUAUUGGGCAAACCGCGCACGUCGGUGGUGACUGCUCGCUAUGGGUCCGAGCGGCUCAACUCGAGUUCGACGACGGACUUUGGGAGUGCCAGGUGACGGCCAGUGACUUCACGACGCAGGAUGCCCUCACCAGCCAGCCGGUGCGAUUAGUUGUGCGAGUUCCACCACAGCGGCCCAGAUUAGAGCACGAAGGAGUACAUGUACCGCCCGGUCACAACGUCACGGUCGAUUCCGGUGCGGUGGCCACGGUAAAGUGUGUCUCGCACUAUGGCAACCCGCCGGCCCAACUGAAGUGGUUCCUCGGCGAUCAGGAAAUAUCACCCAUUCACCCGCAAACCAACUCGACGGAACCGGACAACCCACGGACUUGGUCGGCCGCCUCGGUGGUCCAGUUGCCGGCCAGUAAGGAACGCCACGGUACCAUCGUGAAGUGUCUCGCCCUGCAUGAAUCCUACGCCGCGCGAUCGGUAGCAGUCGAGGCACGUCUGGACGUGAAAUAUGCACCCACGGUACGGCUGCUCGGUGCACCCCAGAUCGACCUGGAAGAGGGCAAGGACUCACUCAUCCUUCGGUGUGUGGCCGAUGCGAACCCCCCGGCUAGCAUCGUGUGGCGCCGAGCCGGCCGAUCCGAGAUCGCAAGCCUGCAGGAAUCGCUCCAGCUGCGCCCCGUAGGGCGACGUGACGCCGGUUUGUACACGUGCCAGGCGCAGAACUCCGUCGGCACCUCGGACACGAUGUCCGUUCAGCUGGACGUGAAAUAUGCACCAAAAAUACUGUCGGCGGGUCCGGAUCGAUUGACCACGGCACCGUUGUUCAGCCCGGCGGCGUUUGAGUGUGUGGCCGAAGGAAAUCCAGCUCCAACCUACAAAUGGGUGCAAAGAAUUUCCACCCAGGGUGGGAAACCCUUCCUGGACCGAGGCCGCGAAUCCCGGCUGGUGAUAGACAACGUCACGUACGACUACCAGGGCGAAUACGAGUGUCGUGCAACGAACUUCAUCAACGGCCAGGAACGCACCGCCACGUCCGAUCCGAUCGCGCUUCAGGUCGUCGGUGCACCGCAGGUCCUGCGCACCACCUCCGGACCGGGUGGAGUCGCUGGUCACUCGGUGUCGGUGCGAAAGGGCGACUCCGCAACGCUAUCCUUGAUCGUGUGUGCAGAUCCACGGCCACGCCAUGUCGCCUGGGAAUGGGGCUCACUCCGGCUCGAGGCAGGAUCCGGCAUAGGCCGCUACAGAGUGGAUGACGUCACGCAGGACAGCCGCGAGGAUUGCUAUUUAGCGACGCUGCACAUUGACGAUGCCGAUCUGCAGGACCAGCGCCCGUACUACCUGGUGGUGGAAAAUGAACGCGGUACCGACCGGCACGCCAUCAGUCUGCGUGUCGAAGGAAUGUUCUCAGCAGUGGAACCGCUGGAGCUGAGCUACCUGCUUGGGAUUGCGGGCGGAUGUCUGGCAGCCUUCCUCAUUCUCAUCUGUCUCUGCAUCUACGCGGUGCGGGCGCGAAAAUGCUGCUUCCGGAAUCGCAACAACUACAAGACGUCGGAGAAGGAUAGUGAGAAAGCAGACCUAAAGUCACGCUCGGACAGCACUAGCGUUCCUCCACUGGACUCGAUCUACACGACACCGACCGGGUUCCAUCAUCACCACCACCAUCACCCACACCAUGCCGCGCAUCAUCCGCACCAGAACGGAACGCCAGGUUCACCGGAAGCAAUGAAGUCGACAAACCUUGCGGACGCGCCACAAAACACCCAGCUGGGCCAAAUCGACCCACAGGAUGCUGACCUGGUGUUAAGCACGUUACGCCACCAGCGGGACCUUUUCAGCGGUCCACUCGGCAUACCGGACGUAACAACCCGGGUCGGUAGCGUGAUACACGCGUUCGAAACCAUGGCACGCCAGCGUCAAUCGCUCGCUGGCCGCGAAUCACAUCGAGCGGAAAAACCCUACGAUACGAUGGCCAGCACAAUUGGACCAGCGGCCAAAUAUCGUAGCCACCGUUCGAACGUUAAGCGUGUCGGUGAUGCGAACCGGCACAAGAUCAUUCUACCAUCUCCUAAAGUUUCCCCGUCAUCCUCGACGGAGAUGGGGCAGUUUUACCACACGCAGCAUUUUCCGCACCAUUUUCCGGACGGUGCGAAUCCUUCCCACAGCCUUCCAGUGCGACCGCAGCACCAUUUUCAUCUUCCACCGGCUUCCUUUUCCUAUACUGAUCCCCACGGUGUGGCCGCAGCUCGCAGACACACGCACGGCGCUGCCGUUCUUGGUGGUAGUGGUGGUACUGGUGUCCUUGCUGAGGGAAAUAUUCACAUUAAUAGCAGUAACUUUGAGUCUCACGUUCCGGGCGAUGAAUGUGGCCAUCACAACCAAACCUUACCGAGGGCAACGUUUCCGGUGUCGUUGACCAUACCCGCCACCAAUACCAUUGCGGCUGAAUCGGCCACUUCCGGCGACACCACCGGUGGGCCGACACCACAAUACCCGCAAAAUAACGAGCAUGAAUCGAGCAAUUUCGAUUCACUCAACCUAGACGAUGAUUACCGUAAAAGCUCUUUUGGCAAACAGUCAAAAUUACUCCAACAGCAGCAGCAACAGCAGCAGCAACAUCAGCAACAUCUUAUCCACCGACGAAGUGCGCCAUCAAACAUCAAUACGCUGCUGUUGGCUCGUACUCAACAAUCCGCCAGCACGCCAGCCAACCGCGGAUUGUGGAGUUUAUUCGCCAGCACCAACCAUCCGGUGGAUUCACCGAACCAACAACAUCCCAACUACAGCCGGAACAAUCCGAACGUGUUUUUUAACGCCUCAACAACGCCACCAUCAACGGGCACCACAGUUGCACCGGUGCAAAUGUCAACAACGACAGCGACGAUGCGCUAUUACAACCCCGAUAGCAACACUAACAACGCCAAUCGGCCACACGACGGACAAGCAUCCUUGGGCAAGGAUACCAACCCACCAGUAACCGGUAACGAGCCCGCUGAUGCCGGUAUCGCAAACGAAGGCGAUAACGAACCGACCGAUAAUCACGUUAGUGGUGAUAAAUUCCUACGCGGCAGCACCGUCAGCCAGUCCUUCAUCAAGAACGUGCGGAUUAUUGGGAAGAAAUCGUCCUCGUACGAUGUGAGCAGUGCCGCCGGUAGUGGUGCCCUUCGAAAGGACACCAAUCGUGGCCGGAUCACUGUUGAUGGUGGUACGUCGAGUUCUUCCAACGGUUUCCGGCAGCGUGGUUCGCUAAUGGUUGCUGCCGCAGCUAAACACUUCACUAAACGCAACCGAGCACCCCAACCGAUGGACAGAGCUGCCAGGGAUGCUGACGAAUUGACGCAACCUAAGCAAACGUCAUCUGAAGCCGGCUUGAAGCAGGAUCCUGCCGAAGGUGCAUCACCACCAACAGGACCACCGGUGAAAACUCGCACUUCCGGUGGCGCCAGUGGACGGUUAUUAUUUCAACCGCGCACAAUUGAUCGGGCUGAAAUCUGAUGUCACCGUUUAAGGACGACUAGAUCGACGAGAGAGAGAGAGAGAUUUCGGCUCGCCAAUUGUGCCAGCUCAGUGUCAUACAGGUGCGCGCGCCUACUGCGUUGAUGCGAACCUAGAGUAUUCAAUAUUUAAAUCUUAACGGUUUUUUGUUUUGGGUUUGCGAUGCGGCGCGUCGAUAGAGGAAUAAUUUUGUAACAUAAGACAAAUCGUUCGCUCAAAACCGAUCCCGUUUUGGGCGGGCGGGACAGAGCAUCUAGUAUAGACUAAUGAAAACUUAUUGAAGCAUAUACAUCACUUGAUAGUUUAUAGUCACGAUCGUUUAGGAUAGCUUGGCAGGGUUUUGGUCGAUCGUUCGCGCGAGCCCGCUAUAAUCAAAAGCGUUUGUUGCGGGUGAGAUUGAUUCUAGUACAUGGUAGAGCGUAAGGGUGCAAGCAAAGAACUGACAAGAAGAGAGGUUCAAAGGAUUGUUUCACAUUAGUUAAGUCGAAAUUGAAAUGAAAAAAAAAACCGGAACGUUGCAUUGUAAUCCGAGGGAGCGAUCGCGGCUGUUGUAGAAUACCUAUAUUUAUAUUGCAGAUCGAAUCCGAUUAAGCUCGAUCGAGAAAGGAUCCAUGCGCGGUUGGAGGAGUUGUAGAAAAAAAAACGAAGAGAGGAACCAUUUUACAUGAAUCGUUGAAACAUGUGCUAUAUAUCUUAGUAUAGAAGCGGUCAGCUUCUCACACUCUGAGCUCCACAUCUGAAGAGAAGUCGGACUAACAAAACUAAUUAUAAAGCGUACAUUAAUCAUUAAUAAACCAUGCAUGCUGAAUACAUUGUACACAUACACCGCGUAUCAAUCGUCUAAAUGGUACAUAAAGUAAUAGAAAAUCAAAAACAUACACACACACACCGACACAAAAAGAUAUUAAACAAAUCAUGCUACGCGAUACUGAGAACGUGUAAUCAAUUCGUUUACGAAUAUUGCGAUUUUUACUAACAAAUCCCUAAUAAAU
Molecule: messenger RNA, 4700 nt
Organism: Anopheles nili
Lineage: Eukaryota; Metazoa; Arthropoda; Insecta; Diptera; Culicidae
Exons: 12
Coding region: 1-3708 (1235 amino acids)
Biological process (GO): cell-cell adhesion
Cellular component (GO): cell-cell junction
Molecular function (GO): cell adhesion molecule binding
Source: RefSeq, a predicted model, not a curated record